UAAUCACCAGUCCUUCGAUUUCUAAUAAAAGAAUAUCAGUCCGAAUAAGGAAACUUACCCUGCUAGUACCAUAGUCACUGGGUAGUUAUUGAAGGUUAAACUGGGGGUGUUGGGAGAGGGACAUUGCUGGUGAAUAAUUAAUGGUGAAUGAGCACAUUUCAUUUCACUUUACCCCCAAAUCUUCCUAAAAUCUUUUAGUUUUAGACGACUAACGUGUGCUGGACAAAGUAGUAGAGCAUCGUCAAAUGCAUGAACCAAUAAAACUAUACCUUGUCUCUGUCGGUGGAAACCUCCCUCACGAUAUCAGAACCCACAUCCGCCCUCAAUCACUCCCUAGUCAGUAGCUCCCAUACCUGCUAACAUUUCCACUUCUUUCCCACCACCACGUCCAAAAAAAUUUAUAAGAAAAAUGCUUCCGGCCUGCUCCAACAACCCAAUCUCAUCAUCAUCAUCAUCAUCUUAUUCGUCGGACCUCCAUAAUUUAAAGAAACCCAAAACCCCUGAACACCACCUUCCCAUGAAGAACGCCACCACCUUCAAUUUCCUCCACACCCACAUCUCUGCCAACCCUCGAUUCUGGCUCUUAGCCGCCUUUCUCUCUGUCCAAGCUCUCAUUCUUUUCAUCACUCGUUCUGCACCGCUCUCUCUUUCCCCUAAGCCCCCAGCAACGAACCAACCCCAUUUUAUCCAGCAUCGCUUCCCUACCGAAAGUGAUGUCCGUGACCAACGCAGCAACAGGCCUUCCAUUCCCGAUGACCCGGAAUGCCAGUCCGGCAGGGUCUACAUCUACGACAUCCCUUCUAUGUUCACCAAGGACUUGGUGCUUUCCGAAUGCAACGAUCUUCAUCCGUGGAGAUGGCAAUGCGGCAUUGGUCCCAACGACGGCUACGGCAAAGACGCCGUUGAGCUCGCCGGAAUUCUGCCGGAUAAUUUCGUUCCGGCCUGGUACCGUACCAACCAAUUCUCUUUAGAACUUAUCUUUCACUACCGCAUGUUAAACUACAGGUGCAGAACUCGGGAGCCAGAGUCUGCUACGGCGUUCUACAUGCCCUUCUACGCUGGACUGGCGGUUGCCAAGUACCUCUGGAUCAACGACACUGCCAAGCGUGAUUGGCAUUGCAAUAUGUUCCUCAAGUGGGUCAAGAACCAAACCUACUGGCAGAAGAACAAGGGCUCGGAUCAUUUCAUCACGCUGGGCCGCAUCACAUGGGAUUUCCGCCGGUUAUCCGAUCCGGGAAGAGAGUGGGGCUCCAGCUUCCUCAACUUGCCGGAGAUGGAGAAAGUCAUGCGCUUCAACCUGGAGAAAGCCCCCGGGAUCGACCUGGAUAUCAGCGUACCUUACCCAACUGGAUUCCACCCUCACUCCAAGAAACAGAUCCUCCAAUGGCAAAGCUUCCUGCGCAAACAAAACCGCACCAGUUUGUUCACGUUCAUCGGGGCCUCACACGGCAGCUUAGACGACGAUUUUAGGUCAUUACUGCUGAGUUAUUGCUACAACGAGUCGACGGCUUGCCAUGUUGUGGACUGCGCCCUGACUCCCUGCAACAACGGUUCGUCGGUGGUGUUGAAGGCUUCCUUGAGUUCCCAUUUCUGUUUACAGCCCAAAGGCGAUAGCUAUACGAGGAGAGGGGUUUUUGAUUGCAUGGUGGCAGGUUCAAUCCCGGUGUUUUUCUGGAAGAGAACGGCUUAUGAUCAGUACCAAUGGUUCUUGCCGGGGAAACCCAAGAGUUACUCGGUCUACAUAGACCAUGAGGACGUGAGGAAAGGGAAGUCGAUAAGGAAAGUGUUGGAGGGGUAUAGCAAAGAGGAGGUGAGGAAGAUGAGAGAGAAAGUGAUCGAGACUGUACCAAGUCUUGUGUAUGCUAGGCCUAAAGAUCCGUCAGAGAGUAUUGGAGAUGCUUUUGAGAUUGCCGUUGAAGGUGUUCUGGGAAAGCUCAGGUACGAAAAAAUAUGGAAUGAAGAGUGGAAAGAUGACGAAGAUGAUGAGAAUGUACUGACAAGGUAACGAUCCUUUGAGAACUGUUAUCGUUUCCCCAGGUGCAAAUAUACAGUGGGAGUUGAGGAGAAACAGAGAAAACCAUGCCUGGAUGGGAUUAUCCAUACCACCUGAAUCCUGCUACUUAGAUUUGCAAUAUUCACAGUGACGGUAGAACUUCCAUAGUAGGUAGUCGCUCCUGUUAGUUCUGAAUUUUACUUUAGUCUUCUAUAACGUACACAACCAAGGCGUAGUGAGUCGGAAAGAUAAUAAAAUCACUAAGGAGCUGGUUAUAGCUUCGAUGUCUUACAUCACAGCUCAGCCACCGCAGGCUGCUGGUUUGGUUUUAGAUUUAUAUUUAUAAUAGAAAAGAUGGGGUAGAACAGAAUAUCUUUAGAUUGACAAAUCUUGUAAUGUCAGCAUUUUUACUUAUGGCGAACAGCAGAAAAGGGUAAAACCUUGGAUAGACCUAGUCUUGUAGGUCUAGUGA
Molecule: messenger RNA, 2465 nt
Organism: Coffea arabica (coffee)
Lineage: Eukaryota; Viridiplantae; Streptophyta; Magnoliopsida; Gentianales; Rubiaceae
Product: xyloglucan galactosyltransferase XLT2
Biological process (GO): xyloglucan biosynthetic process
Molecular function (GO): galactosyltransferase activity
Source: RefSeq, a predicted model, not a curated record